Molecule: messenger RNA, 616 nt
Organism: Doryrhamphus excisus (bluestripe pipefish)
Lineage: Eukaryota; Metazoa; Chordata; Actinopteri; Syngnathiformes; Syngnathidae
Product: ladderlectin-like
Source: RefSeq, a predicted model, not a curated record
UGGCACAGAUGGCGUUUUCUCUUCACGUGUUGGUUCUCCUUUGUGGGCUCAGUGGACUGUUGACUGGAGCAUGGGCUUGGCCAAGCAGGAACCGAGCUCUUUGCUGUCCUAAGGGCUGGGAUCAGUUUAAUGAUCGCUGCUACAUCUACCAAGGUGAACCCAGGACUUUUGCAGACGCAGAGCGUAUCUGCAACCUUCUGGGUGGGAAUCUGGCUUCAAUCAGCGACGAGCUGGAAAAUGCAGUCGUUUAUCACCUGGUUGAGGAGGCGGGUGCGAAUCAAGCCUGGAUUGGACUCAGUGAUGCCAUUGAGGAUGAAGUAUAUUUUUGGAUUGAUGGCACAGACUUUGAGUUUGAGAACUUUGGCACAGGAGAGCCUGGUGACGAUCAAUGUGUGGCGAUUGAAGCCGAUGGAGGUGAAUGGGUUGGUGAGUCUUGCGACAGCGAAGAGCCGUACGUUUGCGUCGCAGCCGCCAACUGUUAUAAACACUGAUCAUCCCUCUUACCACCGUACCCUCCCUCAGCAAUCACAUGACUCGACUGAGACAGUACCUAACUUUAGUGGUGGUUUUGUUUACUCUGUUCUUCUAAAUCAUCUCUCUACCCAAUAAAGGACCA